AUGAAACUACAUUUGUGCUUGAUGCAAGUGCUGAUCGCGCACCAGAUAUGCGCGAGUAUGGGAAUCCAUUCCAUAGAAAAAGUUCUAAAAGCAAAACUAGGCCCGGGGUUUACACUGAUCCACCCAGAAGGCCCGCUCAGCCCACUCCCUGCAUACAUUUCUAGCAGAUGCGGAUUUGUCUAUAACAAAAGGUUCUUUUCCCCUGACAUAAAUGCAUGGUAUGAGCUAAAAGAAAAAAAAGAAUCUGAAGCAGGCGAAAGCAAGUAUAUUUACACACGGCAGCCUGAUAGAGACAGAGUGCACAGCGCAGACAAAAUGCCAACAAGCAUGCAAAUAGGCAUAGAGAACUACCACUCAGUUCUGCUAAAGAUGUUCCCUUCCCCACUAGGAGAUCUAUCUAUAAAGACACCUAGAAACAACGCAUUCAUUGCAUUUCUUAGCGAUAAAGAGGUCAGCAAGCAUGCCUACAGGAUUCUAGCCUCACUUUUCCUGCUCUCUGACGGGGUAAACGUGCCCCUGACUCUCUCUAAAACAGAUAAAGCAGCAACGCUAACUCUGAAAAACCUAAAGAACAACACAGAUCACUUCUCUAUUAAUAUGACUGUGCCUCGCCUGGUGGCUAUGAACAAGGGCCUGAUUAAAGAAAAGAAUGUAUUCCAGAAUGAUGCUGUGUUUAUCUUUGAGUACUUUUUGAAAGUAAAGGACAGCACACUGGUGACAGAUAAAGAGUACUCCUCUUCAGUAUCAUACAAUGAGUUCAAAAAAGGCCAGUUUUUAAACAGCCCUAAGUGGCUGAUGCAGGCAUACAUAUUUGAGUAUAUAAGCACCCCUGAGAACUACAUUGCCUUUUCAAUGGUUGUGCAUGAAAUGCUGUGCGAGUAUCUAGAGGCUGCAAGAUCCGACCAAAAUAUGAACAUCCAGCAUAUUGACUCUAUAUUCUACCGGUACUUUAUUUCUGAGGAGGAUACAGCCCGCCAGUUCGACUAUAUAAAGAUCAUGAAAGAAAUACAAGGCAUCAAGUCAGAGCAUAAUAUAUCUCCAUUCAGCGCAGACGUACAGGUACCCUCUGCACAAAGAACUCCAAUAUACAUUCGGGCUAAGAAAGAAUUUAUAAGUGAAACCUUCAAUAACAGCGUAGAGGCAUCUUUGCUUGGAGUGUUUUUCUGCCUUCUGUACUGCCCAAACACAGAAUCAUACAGCACACAUCACAUACUGCAUGCCUCUGAAGAGCUGACAAACUUUUUCUGCAAGUACGACACACCCUUCAAAGCAACUGGAGCAGCUGUCUACAAAGAUUGGAGCCGGGUUGUGUCUGGAUUAUGCAAUAACUACAUUGUAUACACUGGAGCCAACAGAAACCGCCUGGAGCCUGGUAUAGUCAACAUGCUGUGCGUAAUUACAACCAUAACUGGAACCUUUGAGACGGAGAAGAAGACACUUGACUAUAUAAUAAGAGAGAUAAACCAAGAACACCCUAAAGAAGCUAUUUUCAAGACUCUUGAGAAAUAUGCAACAAAUCUGUUUAGGAGUCUGUCUGUGGGCGAGUCCGGCACACUAUUAGAUGACAUAGGGGAGAGCAAUAAACACAUCUCGUGUUUCUCACUAGGCCACGCGCAUGACAACAGUAGGAGUGUUAAAGUGAGCUUGGAAAAGCCACAAAUUACUUCUAUUGCUGACGAAAGAAAAGACAUAUACGGGACCAUUGUUAUAACAUAUAAAGACAAGAAAGAAAAGGCAGGAGUAGUUCUGACAUCUGACACUCAGGAUAUGAAAAUCACAAAUUUCCCGGAAUUUAAUCAAGACUGGCUAAGCCUCUCAAACAAAGUCAACAGACUUCUUUGGGUAAAUAAACUGCGCAGAAAAAAGACAUUUGCAUCCUGCAUGGUGCUUCAUUAUUUAAACCAAAAAAUGAAGAAGGCUUUGCCCGAAAGCGACCAAACUGAAAAUCUUAUAAAGAAGAUUACAGAUACAAAAGAAGGUACCCAUGCGUAUCUAGAGAAGUUCCUUCUCAUGGAUACAAUCCAAAUGCCUGAGCAUAAACUUACUCUUGUAUACCGCAUGCUCCUGCAUAAAAUUGGGCAUUCUAUUUCUCAAAACGACCCCAUAGCCCGAUUUAUAUCUAACAUAAUUGGCAGCGAGUUCCUUGACCAGACAGAAACAUUGAACAAGUUUAUCUCAUGCAUUACAAUAACAGGAAUGAACAGGCAAAUAUGCCCAAGAAUCAACUCUGUGGAUGACAAAGUUAUAGAAUAUGACUGCUGUGCUGACAUGCUUAAAGAAGGGUUUAAAUAUUGCAUAACAGCGAACAAACCACUAUCUGCCCGUGUGCAGUUCAUAAAGACUGCGUUAGAACUUGGAGAAACGCAUAAGGACUGUGAGUUCCUAAAGAUCAUGGCAUCUGUCUCAUCGAAAAAACAAGUUCAGCUGCUUUCUUUCCUAACAGAGAAAGGCAAGACCAUUAAGCACUUGGUUAGCAUAGCAGAAGUUCUUGAGGCAAUGCAGGAAAAGGGAGAGAGCAACCCGGAAAUAUCUCUUUCAACUAGUACCUUCUGGGCCAUUUGGAUUAGCAUAGCAUGCCAGAAAGAUAAUUUAAAGCGGAUUAUAAUGGACUGCUUCAACCAAAUACCACCAUACCAAGACAACAUCCAAGUAGUUUCUCACAACAUAACCCGAGAGAAGGGCACCGGAUUUUAUGAGAAAGUGGCUGCUACUAUGUCUGGUUUGGAAGAAGCCUUGUGCAAAACACAAGAAGAUCUGACGAAGUACACCAUACUUAUAAACAUAUUCGGAUACGAAGCACGGGGUGAAAUUCAAACAGUUGAUGCGCCCCAGGAUGAAACACAGUGA
Nematocida ausubeli is the source of this 2847-nucleotide messenger RNA. RefSeq lists its product as uncharacterized. The record is from RefSeq and is a predicted model, not a curated record. NCBI's taxonomy places the organism in Eukaryota, Fungi, Microsporidia. The coding region runs from base 1 to 2847 and encodes 948 amino acids. The transcript has a single exon.